AUGGAGGGCCGGGGAUCGUCGGUCCUCUGGACCUACCCAGCUGCAGGAGAGGGAUGGGAGGACCGGAUAGGAGUCCUGGAGGAGAAGGUCCUGGACGUGCCAGAGGGGACUGAGGUUCCCUAUCCAAUUCAUCAGUUCAAAUCGGCCAACCCGGAGGUGAUGGCGUACAAGCUGUCUGGCCAAACCAAUGGGAAUAUCGCCAUUUCCAGCGAUGGCUGGCUGUACCUGCUGGAGCCCCUGGACUGGUCCUUCGAAUCCAGUUACAGUUUAGAGAUUGAAGCCCUAGCUGAUAACGAAACAGUGGACGGACCGGUCUCAGUGACUAUAAAUGUAAAAGACAUCAAUAACCAUCCUCCAAACUUUGACCAGGCAGAGUACAAUGGAGAGGUGAUGGAGCGUACUCCAGCUGGAGAGCCUUUUAUGAGGGUUUCUGCUACUGACGAGGACAACCCCGAAACCCCCAACGCCAGGCUAAGCUACAGUAUCGUGAGCCAAAUCCCAGACCGACUCAAAAAGCCGCUUUUCCAGAUCAACAGAGUAACUGGGGAAAUCUCCACCACUCCAGAGGGAGAGGAGUUUCUGGCAGCCAGAGGGGGUGUCCUUUUCAGCAACAAAGAGGACCAGGCGAGCAACUUGGAGCAUCUGAAGAGUAAAUUUGAUGAGUACUGUACUCAGCCCCAGGAUGUCCCCUACGAGCUGAAUCCUUUCUUCACCUGUGUCGAGAGAUCAGAAACCAUGAGGAUGAACCCCUUGGAUGACCCAGACUACAUCCUGAUCAUUAGGGUUCAGGACCUGGAGGGGCAGUCCGAGAAUGCCUUCAGCGGAAAUGCCAAGGUCAACAUUGUGGUGAAGCAAAACUUGUGGAAGUCCCCUGGUCCCAUCACGAUUCCUGAGAACCUGGAAGCUGAAUACCCAAUGCUUAUCGCUAAGGUUCAGUCAAAUGGCCCCGGAGCACAUUACUUUCUCACCCAGAAGGAGAAGCUUCUCGACUUCCCUUUCACAAUAAAUGAAGAGGGUCAGAUAUUUGUCAUGGAGCCUUUGGACAGAGAGAAGAAAGAUAUGUAUAUUCUGGUGGUGUACGCUCAAGAUGAGGAGGGCUUAGACCUGGACAAGCCCAUGGAGAUCCCGAUCGUGGUGGAAGACGUCAACGACAAUGCGCCAGCGUGCGAAGUGUCAGAGAGUGUGUUUGAGGUGCAAGAAAACGAACCACUGGGGAACCAGGUUGGAGUGCUGCAAGUUUACGACCUUGACCAAGAAGGUACAGCCAACUCUUUGCUCAGCUACCAGCUUAUAUCCCAGGAACCGCCAACACCUUCUGGCACGUUCACCAUCGAGGGAAUCAGUGGGAAGAUCCAGCUUGCCACCGCGCAUAUAAAGAGGAAGGACAAUCCUGAGUAUCAGCUCAUGGUCAAGGUUUCUGACCAAAAUGGGGCAGGUUUGAGCACGGAGUGCAAGGUUAUCAUCAAGGUCAUCGAUAUCAAUAAUGAGGUUCCUGUGUUUGAGAAAAGUGACUAUGGAGUCCUGAGCGUCGCUGAGGACUCACCCCCAGGGACCACUCUGCUCUCUGUCUUGGCCACGGAUGCUGAUGAUCCUGGGACUGGGAGCUCCAAGGUUGUGUACCAUAUUAAGGAAGGGGACCCUGAGGGGUUGUUUGCCAUGGACGCCGAAGGACACGUCUACAUUGCCAGGCCCCUUGAUUUUGAGACCAAAGCCAAUUACCGUCUGCAAAUUGACGCCACCAAUCCUGAACCCCUUGUGCCAGGGGUGGAGUACGGCGCUGAAUCAACCACAUUUGUGACCAUCAAUGUCUCCAAUGUGGACGAGCUCCCAGAGUUUGACACAGAUAUCUUUGAGGUGAAUGCCCCGGAGAACAUCACUGUCGGAGAGACCAUUCUCAAAAUGAAUGCCAAGGAUCCUGAAGAUGCAGAAAUCAGAUACCAACUGGAAGGUGAUGACAAGAAAUGGCUGCAGAUCAAUGCUGAAACUGGAGAAAUAAAGACAGUAGCCAAGCUGGAUCACGAGCAGGUGGCUGUGUACACUGUCAAAGUCAUUGCUUUUGAGAAAGCAUCACCAGAGAAAAAGACGGAGAAGGACGUCACCAUCCGGGUGCUGGACAUCAACGACAAUGUCCCCGCACUCAAGGAGAAGCAGGGCUUUGUGUGCGCAAAGAAGCUUACGCCCAUCCUUCUGUCCGCCGUGGACAACGACAGCCCUCCAUUUGGAGAACCAUUCACGUUCACACUGGCCCAACCCAAGAAGUACCAGAACUGGGAAAUUAAAGCUGUCAAUGGCACUUCUGCCAAACUGGUUCUGAAGAAAAUGCCCGAGGAAGACAAAACCUACCGCCUCCCCAUCAACAUCAAAGACAAUGCAGGCAUGGGAGUGUCUCAUACGUUUGAAGUCCGAGCAUGCAACUGCACAGAGCUGGGCUACUGCUACACUCAGCCUGAAGCCCACCCAUGGAAGUACGGCAUGUCAUCCACAAUUGCGAUCCUGGGCGGGACCUUUGGGUUCAUAGCGGUGUUCCUGGCCAUCGUCUUCCACAGGUCCAAAAAGCAGAAUAAGAAGACAGAUGGUGAAACGAACGCCAUGCUAUAA
Megalops cyprinoides (Indo-Pacific tarpon) is the source of this 2598-nucleotide messenger RNA. RefSeq names its product cadherin 17, LI cadherin (liver-intestine) (gene cdh17). Gene Ontology annotation, molecular function: calcium ion binding; cadherin binding. Bases 1 to 2598 code for a protein of 865 amino acids. The transcript has 18 exons. NCBI's taxonomy places the organism in Eukaryota, Metazoa, Chordata, Actinopteri, Elopiformes, Megalopidae. Gene Ontology annotation, biological process: homophilic cell-cell adhesion; calcium-dependent cell-cell adhesion; cell-cell junction assembly. Gene Ontology annotation, cellular component: catenin complex; plasma membrane; adherens junction. The record is from RefSeq and is a predicted model, not a curated record.